Molecule: messenger RNA, 4056 nt
Organism: Carlito syrichta (Philippine tarsier)
Lineage: Eukaryota; Metazoa; Chordata; Mammalia; Primates; Tarsiidae
Gene: PDS5A
Product: PDS5 cohesin associated factor A
Exons: 31
Coding region: 43-4056 (1337 amino acids)
Biological process (GO): DNA repair; mitotic sister chromatid cohesion
Cellular component (GO): nucleus; chromatin
Source: RefSeq, a predicted model, not a curated record
AGAGGCCGGUAGAGGACCGAGAGAGAAAAGUUGUCCCCCAGGAUGGACUUCGCCGCGCAGCCCAAGCCUGCCGCUGCCCUCUGUGGCGUCGUGAGCGCCGACGGGAAGAUCGCCUACCCGCCGGGGGUGAAGGAGAUCACCGACAAGAUCACCACGGACGAAAUGAUCAAGCGGCUCAAGAUGGUGGUGAAAACUUUUAUGGAUAUGGAUCAGGACUCUGAAGAUGAAAAACAGCAGUAUCUCCCACUAGCUUUGCAUCUUGCAUCUGAAUUUUUCCUCAGGAACCCAAAUAAAGAUGUGCGUCUCCUUGUAGCAUGUUGCUUGGCUGACAUCUUUAGAAUCUAUGCCCCAGAAGCUCCAUAUACAUCUCACGAUAAACUUAAGGACAUAUUUUUGUUUAUUACCAGACAGUUAAAAGGUUUGGAGGAUACAAAGAGUCCACAGUUUAAUAGAUACUUUUAUUUAUUAGAGAAUUUAGCUUGGGUUAAAUCAUAUAACAUCUGCUUUGAAUUGGAAGAUUGCAAUGAAAUUUUUAUUCAGCUUUUUAGAACUCUCUUCUCAGUGAUCAACAAUAGCCACAAUAAGAAGGUACAAAUGCAUAUGUUAGACUUGAUGAGUUCUAUCAUCAUGGAAGGUGAUGGAGUUACUCAAGAACUGUUGGACUCCAUUCUUAUUAACCUCAUCCCUGCACAUAAGAACUUAAAUAAACAGUCAUUCGACCUUGCAAAAGUGUUGUUGAAAAGGACAGUCCAGACUAUUGAGGCAUGCAUUGCCAAUUUUUUCAAUCAAGUCCUGGUGCUGGGAAGAUCAUCAGUAAGUGAUUUGUCCGAACAUGUAUUUGAUCUGAUUCAGGAACUUUUUGCUAUAGAUCCUCAGUUAUUAUUAUCCGUCAUGCCACAGCUUGAAUUCAAACUGAAGAGCAAUGAUGGAGAAGAGCGAUUAGCUGUCGUUCGACUUCUAGCUAAAUUGUUUGGCUCUAAAGAUUCCGAUUUGGCAACACAGAAUCGUCCCCUUUGGCAGUGUUUUCUUGGAAGAUUUAAUGACAUUCAUGUUCCUGUGAGAUUAGAAAGUGUGAAAUUUGCCAGCCACUGUUUAAUGAACCAUCCAGAUCUAGCAAAGGACCUCACAGAGUAUUUAAAGGUUAGAUCACAUGACCCAGAAGAAGCUAUUCGUCACGAUGUCAUUGUUACUAUAAUAACAGCUGCCAAAAGAGACCUUGCAUUAGUAAAUGAUCAGCUGCUUGGCUUUGUACGAGAAAGAACACUGGAUAAACGGUGGCGAGUAAGAAAAGAAGCUAUGAUGGGUCUGGCUCAGCUUUAUAAGAAAUACUGUCUUCAUGGUGAAGCAGGAAAAGAAGCUGCAGAGAAAGUCAGCUGGAUAAAGGAUAAACUUCUGCAUAUUUAUUAUCAGAACAGCAUUGAUGACAAACUGUUGGUAGAGAAAAUCUUUGCUCAGUAUCUUGUACCCCACAACCUGGAAACAGAAGAGAGAAUGAAAUGCUUAUAUUAUUUAUAUGCUAGUUUGGAUCCAAAUGCUGUAAAAGCUCUCAAUGAAAUGUGGAAGUGUCAGAACAUGCUUCGGAGUCAUGUACGCGAACUGUUGGAUUUACACAAGCAGCCCACAUCAGAGGCUAACUGCUCAGCUAUGUUUGGAAAACUCAUGACCAUCGCAAAGAAUUUGCCUGAUCCUGGGAAAGCACAAGAUUUUGUGAAGAAAUUUAACCAGGUUCUCGGUGAUGAUGAGAAACUGCGUUCUCAGUUGGAAUUAUUAAUUAGCCCAACCUGUUCCUGUAAACAGGCAGAUGUUUGUGUGAGAGAAAUAGCCCGGAAACUUGCAAAUCCUAAGCAGCCAACAAAUCCUUUUCUAGAGAUGGUCAAAUUUUUGUUGGAAAGAAUUGCACCUGUGCACAUUGAUUCAGAAGCCAUAAGUGCACUAGUAAAACUGAUGAAUAAGUCAAUAGAAGGGACAGCAGAUGAUGAAGAGGAGGGUGUAAGUCCAGAUACAGCUAUUCGUUCAGGACUUGAACUUCUUAAGGUUCUCUCUUUCACACAUCCUACCUCGUUCCACUCUGCAGAGACAUAUGAGUCCUUGUUACAGUGCCUAAGAAUGGAGGAUGACAAGGUGGCAGAAGCAGCUAUACAGAUUUUUAGAAACACAGGUCACAAAAUAGAGACAGAUCUUCCCCAGAUACGAUCGACCUUAAUUCCCAUUUUACAUCAAAAAGCAAAGAGGGGUACUCCACACCAAGCGAAACAAGCUGUGCACUGUAUCCACGCCAUAUUCACAAAUAAAGAAGUCCAGCUUGCACAAAUUUUCGAGCCACUCAGUAGGAGUCUGAAUGCUGAUGUGCCAGAACAACUUAUAACUCCAUUAGUUUCAUUGGGCCACAUUUCUAUGUUAGCACCAGAUCAGUUUGCUUCCCCAAUGAAAUCUGUAGUAGCAAAUUUUAUUGUGAAAGAUCUGCUAAUGAAUGACAGGUCAACAGGUGAGAAGAAUGGAAAGUUAUGGUCCCCAGAUGAAGAGGUUUCCCCUGAAGUCCUAGCAAAGGUACAGGCAAUUAAACUUCUGGUAAGGUGGCUGUUGGGUAUGAAAAACAACCAGUCUAAAUCUGCCAAUUCCACUCUACGGUUAUUAUCAGCGAUGUUGGUUAGUGAGGGUGACCUGACAGAGCAGAAAAGAAUCAGUAAAUCUGAUAUGUCUCGCUUGCGAUUAGCUGCUGGUAGUGCCAUAAUGAAGCUUGCUCAGGAACCUUGUUACCAUGAAAUUAUUACCCCAGAACAGUUUCAACUCUGUGCACUUGUUAUUAAUGAUGAGUGUUAUCAAGUAAGGCAGAUAUUUGCUCAGAAGCUCCACAAGGCACUUGUGAAGUUGCUGCUCCCCCUGGAGUACAUGGCAAUCUUUGCCUUGUGUGCCAAAGAUCCAGUAAAGGAGAGGAGGGCACAUGCACGACAGUGUUUACUAAAAAAUAUCAGUAUACGCAGGGAGUACAUUAAACAGAACCCUAUGGCUACUGAGAAAUUAUUAUCACUGUUGCCUGAAUAUGUAGUUCCAUACAUGAUUCACCUGCUAGCCCAUGAUCCAGAUUUCACAAGAUCACAAGAUGUUGAUCAGCUUCGUGAUAUCAAAGAGUGCCUGUGGUUCAUGCUUGAAGUUUUAAUGACGAAGAAUGAAAACAACAGUCAUGCCUUUAUGAAGAAAAUGGCAGAGAACAUCAAGCUCACCCGAGAUGCCCAGUCUCCUGAUGAGCCCAAAACUAAUGAAAAACUUUAUACAGUUUGUGAUGUGGCUCUGUGUGUUAUAAAUAGUAAAAGCGCUAUGUGCAAUGCAGACUCUCCAAAGGAGCCAGUCCUCCCAAUGAAGUUUUUUACACAACCGGAAAAGGACUUCUGUAAUGACAAGAAUUAUAUUUCAGAAGAGACAAGAGUGCUUCUGUUAACAGGAAAGCCAAAGCCUGCUGGAGUAUUGGGUGCAGUAAACAAACCUUUAUCAGCAACGGGAAGAAAACCUUAUGUUAGAAGCACUGGCACGGAGACUGGAAGCAAUAUUAAUGUAAAUUCAGAAUUGAACCCUUCAACCGGAAAUCGAUCAAGGGAACAGAGUUCAGAGGCAGCAGAAACUGGGGGUAGUGAAAAUGAAGAGAACCCUGUGAGAAUUAUUUCUGUCACACCUGGAAAGAAUAUUGACCCGGUAAAGAACAAGGAAAUUAAUUCUGAUCAGGCUACCCAGGGCAACAUCAGCAGUGACCGAGGAAAGAAAAGAACAGUAACUGCAGCUGGGGCGGAGAAUAUCCAACAAAAGACAGACGAGAAAGUGGAUGAAUCAGGACCACCUGCCCCUUCCAAACCCCGAAGAGGACGCCGACCCAAGUCGGAAUCUCAGGGCAACCCAACCAAAAACGAUGAUGUAAAUAAGCCUAAUAGCAAGGGGAGGAAGCGAGCCGCAGGCAGCCAGGAGAGUCCUGGGGGCUUGGAAGCAGGAAAUGCCAAAGCACCCAAACUGCAAGACGGAGCCAAAAAGGCAGUCCCAGCAGAGAGACAGAUUGACCUGCAGAGGUAA